Messenger RNA from Prunus persica (peach), 838 nucleotides. Its product is annotated as 7-hydroxymethyl chlorophyll a reductase, chloroplastic-like. Gene Ontology annotation, biological process: chlorophyll cycle. NCBI's taxonomy places the organism in Eukaryota, Viridiplantae, Streptophyta, Magnoliopsida, Rosales, Rosaceae. The transcript has 9 exons. Bases 71 to 838 code for a protein of 255 amino acids. Gene Ontology annotation, cellular component: chloroplast. Gene Ontology annotation, molecular function: 7-hydroxymethyl chlorophyll a reductase activity. The record is from RefSeq and is a predicted model, not a curated record.
CAGCACAUUGUAGUCACUCUCACUCUGUUUCAGUUGCAUUACUGUUGGCUUGGGGUUUCUCUCAGCUGGAAUGUGUUCUCUAAUUGCCAAGCUCUCUUCCCUUCGUCUCUCACUCUCCAUUGUUUCCUCAUCUUCAUCUUCCUCUUCCUCUUCCUCUAAAGAUGGAAAACCCAACUCAAAGUCAGUGAAGCUGAGAGAGGACUGGAGGCAACGCUCCAGACCCAUUCCUCCUGGUGGCACUUACCCGGCUAAAGAUCACUGCAGUCGUUGCGGGUUGUGCGACACAUAUUACAUUGCCCAUUUCAAGGAAGCCUGUGCUUUCUUAGGAGAUGGAAUGUCUAAGAUUGAAGGCUUGGAACCUGUAGUUCAUGGUAGAGGGAGAAAAACAGGUUCCUCAGAUGAAAUUCUUCUACCAUUUUAUGACAAUUUUGUUUCUGGUUAUUGUUAUUCCAUCCUCAUUAUGUCAUUUCUCUUUAUCCCGUUCUCAAAAGGACACCAGCGGAAGUGCAAGUUACCAUCUGUGGAGCACCAUUUAAAUUUGGACGAGCUUUAUGUGUUAGGCACAAAUUGCGUGGACAAUGGGACUCGAGAAGGGCUUGAUAAGUUUUUAAAGGCAGCAAGUAGUGAACCAGAGACAGUUCACUUGAAGCAUUUGGAUGGUCAUAUUGAAGAGAUUCAACAACUAGAAGGUAUGAUUGACAGUUUUGGUCAAGGAAAGUUCAUUUCUGAAAUUGCUGUAGACAUACCUUUAGAUAUUAAGAAAGAACAUCAGGAACUAAAUAGGACUAGCAACCUUGAGGAUAAGAUUGCAGUGGAUGAACAUUUAUCAUGCUAUUGA